AUAAACGAGUGUACCACCAACGCCCAUAACUGUGAUGCCAAUGCUUUCUGCAAUAACACUGAGGGGUCUUAUAACUGCACGUGCAGCCCGGGUUACACUGGAAAUGGAACAUUAUGCACUGGUAAUUAUUAAGCAGUGAACCGACUGCAACAUAAAAAAUAUUUAAAACGUCAAUUCCGUGCUAGCCUCGAUAAAAAUUGAUCAAAGAAUUAAGUUGUGAUUGACUUUAACUUGCGUUUUGCCUUCCCCAUAUUUUACAAGCGUUCAUUUCAAGACAAAUUAAUAAAUCACAAAAAAAUUCUUUGUUUGCAGCCACGUGACAAGAAGGCCAUGUUGGGGGUCAAUGCAAUAGAAUUUUUUUUCGAAGAUUUCACAUGAAAAUUAGAGUUUAGAUCCAAGAGGAGAGAAAUGCUUUUGUUAUUGACCACCAACAUGGCCGCCGUGACGUCACGUGCAAACUUAUUCUAUGAAGCGCCACACCUCGAAUAAUAAGCACUCAUGCAUCCUGUAGGUAAGAAAUGUUACUUUAAUUGCGCAGCCUUAAACAGGAAUAUAAAGUUGAACGGUACCUCUCCACAACGGCCAUUUUGGGGACAGAGGAAAGUGGGGGCCGUUACAGAGCGCUGGCCGUUGUAGAGAGGUUUAAACAAGAGUCAAUGUAUGGACUGCCCGCCAACAGGGUGGCAGCUGUAGAGAGGUGGCCGUUGUGGAUACGCGUCUGUUAGUAGAGGUUCAGUUCGACUGUAAUAUAGCCCCUCGAAUAUUACCUUACUCGCGAAAAUAGACCAUUUUACAGUUGUGGACUUAGUACCCUAGCCUUCGAGUGAAUGUGAGGCUGACGGUGACCUUGUUUUGAUACAAACCUCCUUUGCUUUGUUAUGGAAAUUGUCCCUGAAAAAUACUAGUUAGCAUAAGAAUAACUUGAUUUACAUAAUAAAGCAGGAAGGUUUGUACCAAAACAAGGUCACCGUCAGCCUCGCUUCCAUCCAUAACUGUAAAAUGGCCUAUUAGAGCUUUUUUUCUCCCUCCAGAUAUUAAUGAGUGUAUGACGAACGACUAUAACUGUGAUGUCAAUGCUUUCUGUAAUAACACUGAGGGAUCUUAUAACUGCACAUGCAGCCCUGGAUACACUGGACUUGGAACAACAUGUACCGGUAAAUCGAGGAACAAUACAUAGUAUCAUACCCAAUGUAAGGGAAUCCAAGACAGUCUUGCCGGAUUCCACGAUGUGGAUUCAGAACUCCAUGUACUGGAUUCCGGAUCAGUUCUCUGAUUCAAAUAGCCUACGUAACAGGCAGGAUUGUUAUUUAGCGCGAACAAAGAAAUCGCAUCUCGAGGCAAAGACGCGAGAAUGGUAGAUUCGCGGUCAAACCUCUCACAUGCCCAAAAACAAUUCCGCUAGCUAAGGCUAUGAUUCUUAUCGUUAGUGGGAUUCCAGAGUCCUUAAGCCGUAUUCCGGCUUGUAAAGGCUAGGAUUCCGGAUUCUACUAGCAAAAAAAUUUCCGCAUUCCGGAUUCGGAUCCGGAUUCCCUUUCAUGGCGUCGAGAAACAAACACCCCAUACAUAGAGUGUACUGCUUCUCCAGCGACAUUCACGAUCCAUAUUAUCUUAUUAGCUUAUGAAAACCGGUCUGCAAAAAUAAGACCUUUUUUCUUUACUUUUAGAUAUCAAUGAGUGUAUCACCAACGUCCAUAACUGUGAUGCCGAUGCUUUCUGUAAUAACACUGAGGGAUCCUUUGAUUGCACAUGCAGCCCUGGAUACGCUGGAAAUGGAACAUCAUGCACCGGUAAAUCAUCAUGUCCAAUAUGCCUUAAAACUAUAUAUGAGGUCAGAGACAGAAGCACACUCCCAUACAUGAAGUCAUUCUUUCUCCGUAUUAUCUUACUGAUAGCCUGUUUACAUAGUGGGGAGCAAGUUAAAUCGUACGCUGUGAGCGCAAAAAGAACCAGGAGAGGAAAAAAACGAGAGGAGACUGGGGCUGAUGGAAACAAUGCAGCAAUAACACCGUUUUUCCCUCUUUUCAGAUAUCAACGAGUGUAAAGCUAACGUUCAUAACUGUGAUGCCAAUGCCUUCUGUAAUAACACUGAGGGAUCCUUUAACUGCACAUGCAGCCCUGGGUACACUGGAAAUGGAACAUCAUGCGUCGGUAAACACUCACGCCUUAUAUAACUUUUAAAAAUGUAAUAAUGUUGUUCAAAACAGAAGCACCCUAUUCAUAUAAUAUUACAAAUAAUAUUACCUUAGUCAUAAAAAGCCGGUCCGCAAAAAUUAAGAGCUCUGUUUUUUUUUUCCUCUCUCUCCCCUUCCCGAUGUUAAUGAGGGGGGCGUUGGGGUCGAUAAAAAAAAGUGAAAAACCGCUCUAAAAAUUACCGAACGGUAAAAUUGAAGAACAGUUCCCCAAAAAAUCUGUUGGCCGUCUGUCGGUAGACUGUCAACCGACAGUUCACCGACAGCCGACCAACAGUCGGGCGGCCGACAGGAGAUUAAAUGACAAACUCUGGUUUGUUACAGAAAAUUGAUACUCAAACUAUCUCUUUUACCUUGAUCAAUAAAUAUGAACGCUCACGAUGAAAAUUUUAUCAUCGACCAAUGUAAUAGCUCCCCUACAGUUUACAAUCGAGUCGGGGAGCUGUUCUUCAAUUUUCCGAUUAAACAAUAUCCCAUCAUUAUUCUAGAUAUUAAUAUCAUCACAGUAGGCAGCACUAUCUAUGGAUUCUAUGGUCGUAAAACCGGCAUAUCUGCCUUAGGAUCGUCUAGGAGAAUUCACAACGAUCCUCGAUUGAAUAGCAAUAAAGGACAAUGGGGGAAAGUCUGCGUUCGCAAGAAGCUCUCCUACCGCUGUAAACCUCAAAAAAUCCAGAAUCUCGCUGUGCAGACUGUAAAAUAGAAACAUAUAAAAUAGCCCAACAUCUGACUGCACGGAGACCCAAGGGGGAAUCUACUCUGCUUUAUUUUUGCCAAAAAACUGAAAAACAAGAUGCUAAAAAAAGGAAAAACCGGAAACCACAAGGGACAACAAAACCGAAAAACCGAAGUUUUUCAGUGCAAAACUGACCAAAAAACCAACCUAAAAAAUAGCCAAACCCGAAAAACCGAAAAUCCCAACGCCCUCCUCUUUAAUGAGUUUGCAACCAGCGUUCAUAACUGUGAUGCCAAUGCUUUCUGUAAUAACACUGACGGGUCUUUUAAUUGCGCUUGCUGCCCUGCACACACUGGAAAUGCAACGUCAUGCAUUGGAAAAUCAUCAUGUCAUGUGAUUUAAAACGUUAAAAUGACGUCCGAAACAGAAGCACCCUAUACACACAAUGCUAUUUUUCUCCAAAUUAGUUAGGCAUAAAAGCCGGUCUGCAAAAAUAAGAGAUUUUUUUUCUCUCUUUCCAGAUGUUAAUGAGUGUACGAACAACGUCGAUAACUGUGAUGCCAAUGCUUUCUGUAAGAACACUGGUGGGUCUUAUAACUGCACAUGUAGCCCUGGAUACACUGGAAAUGGAACAUCAUGCACUGGUAUAAUAAUACAGCUAUUGUCGGAAAAAGCGCACGUGACAAUCUCGAAAGGUAUAGUGGGUAGUUUUGAGUUCGCUGUUCUUCAAUGAAAUUUGAAAGAUUGGCACGAGAGGUCAUGAACGUAUGUUUGCAAGUGCUAAAGGAAAGCAACAAAAGUAGGUUCAACAGCUACAGUGCCAGGAACAUUGUAUUGAUCAUAUCCCAUAUUACCUUUCGGGAUUGUCGCGUUCACUUUUUUUUCCGACAACCUUUCUCGAAGUAGCUGUAUAUAGAUUUAGCCAGGGUUAAGAGUCAAGCUCUGGUCAAUAAUACUUAUAAACAAAAAAGAUUAUAUCGUGUGUUAUGCUAUAAAACGGGGACUGCAAUGAAAAUGGCAUCAAGAUCAAUAGAUCUAAUAAACAAAAAAAAAAAUGGCACGUGCAGCAUGCUUUUUUGACUAUCUUUGCCGUUGUUUUGCACGACAACACUUAAUGUCAGAUCCCGAGGGAAACAGUUAGUUUUGUUUUCCCGAGAGCCCUAGCCUGAUGUUUCCCGAGACGAAGUCGAUGGAAACAUCAGGACUCGAGGAGAAACAAAAUUAACUGGUUUCCCGAGGGACCUGACAUUAGGUCUUUUGUUAUAUUUCUAGAUUUUCACUUCAACGUACUUCAACAGCAAAAAAAUAAAAAAUAAAAAGAAUACGUUUAAGCGGAUCCGGAGCGAGUCAAAACAGUCGACUCGGUGCUUAUAAGAACACAAAUUUAAUUCUCAAAACAACUGAAUGAAUGAUUUACAAAGUACUCUCCUUAUAUUAUCUGCAACUUUUUUUUUCUCCACUAGCUGUUGUUUCUCUUCUAGUGGGAUUACUUUUAAAAUCGUUGCUUUUUAGCUUGACGCUUCAUAUGUUUGUGUUGCUGUGUNAAAAAAUGGCACGUGCAGCAUGCUUUUUUGACUAUCUUUGCCGUUGUUUUGCACGACAACACUUAAUGUCAGAUCCCGAGGGAAACAGUUAGUUUUGUUUUCCCGAGAGCCCUAGCCUGAUGUUUCCCGAGACGAAGUCGAUGGAAACAUCAGGACUCGAGGAGAAACAAAAUUAACUGGUUUCCCGAGGGACCUGACAUUAGGUCUUUUGUUAUAUUUCUAGAUUUUCACUUCAACGUACUUCAACAGCAAAAAAAUAAAAAAUAAAAAGAAUACGUUUAAGCGGAUCCGGAGCGAGUCAAAACAGUCGACUCGGUGCUUAUAAGAACACAAAUUUAAUUCUCAAAACAACUGAAUGAAUGAUUUACAAAGUACUCUCCUUAUAUUAUCUGCAACUUUUUUUUUCUCCACUAGCUGCUGUUUCUCUUCUAGUGGGAUUACUUUUAAAAUCGUUGCUUUUUAGCUUGACGCUUCAUAUGUUUGUGUUGCUGUGUUCAUUCACGAAAAAGAAAACUGGCAGUGUUUUUUCCGCCUUCUGUCACGCCCCUUUCCACCAUGCUUUGAUCACGUCCUGUAAUGUAUCCCGAGCGGGGUACAUUGCUUAAUGUAUCACGAUCGGGAUACAUUUGAUUUUAGUCAAGGACAUGAGACCAAGAAUCAGCCAAUGACUGUCAACGUGUAGUUAGAAUACGCAUUAUUUUUAUGCGGGAAUUGUCGUAUGUGCUUACCAAAAGAUUUUGUUUCCCGUGGUCAUGUUCGCCUUUAUUUUUUCACUGCCGCUCAUUUUCACCUUGUUGGUCGCUCCUUCGUGGCCGCUAGCAUUUCUCAUUUUCUCACUGCUCCACCGCUAUGAAAUUAUCAUGUUUUUAUUCCAACGAAAUUCGUCUCCUUUGUUUUCAAUCACUCGCUCUAGCUCUUUCUGUUUUAUCCACGUGAGUGUAAACAUCAAAAAUAACGUCGAAAAAGACACGACUUUGUUGUUGUUUUUCUCUCUCUAAAAGUCCUGGCGGCUAUACUAAUUCCCGCCAAAAACACCUCGAGUUGCCUGUGGUGUCGUACUUAUUAAUUGAGUUAUUUUGCAUUGGUAUGCCUGUGGUGAGGACGGACGGGUCGACGUACGGUCACGUGAUUACCAAAAUUUCUCGGAUGGGUAGAUUACCAAAUUUUCUUACCCAUGGCGCUCCGCUGUGCGCUCUUCACGCUCGUUUAGCUCAGCUAAUAUCAGUUGAGUACAUUUAGAAUUGCUUUAUGAAGCCCAGGACAGAAGCCCCUAUACAUGAAGUCUUCUUGUCCCAUAUCUUAUGAAACGAGUGCAAACAUAAUGGCUUUUUCCUCUCUUUCCAGAUAUAAACGAGUGUACGUCCAAUUUCCAUAACUGUGAUGCCAAUGCUUUCUGUAAUAACACUGAGGGGUCUUUUAACUGUACAUGCAGCCCUGGAUACACUGGAAAUGGAACAUCAUGCCCCGGUAAAUCCUGUUCAAUACAUGUAAAACUAUACGACAAAGUCCGAAACAGAAGCACCCCAAACAUGCAUUGCUUCUCCCUCCACUUUCUCCUCUUAUCACCCUAUUCAUAAAAGCCCUUCUACAAAAAUACGAGCUUUUUUUUCUCUCGUUCCAGAUAUUAAUGAGUGCGCAAGCAACGUCCAUAACUGUGAUGUCAAUGCUUUCUGUAAUAACACUGAGGGAUCUUAUAACUGCACAUGCAGCCCUGGAUACACUGGAAAUGGAACAUCAUGCACCGGUAUAGCGCCAUUUUCCAGUACAUCACCUAUAAAAAUUGAUAUGCCAGCCAGAAGCUUUCUUAAAAUAGCUGUUGAAACAAUAAUAAGUUUUUUGUCUCAGUUGUUGGCACAUUUGAAUAAUAAAAACAAUGUUUACAAACAUGAAAUAUCGCUUUUUCAAGGUCCGAGACAGAAUGAAGCACCUUAUAACCCUCGUGGAUGUUGCCAACAAAACCAUGUUUAUUUAAGGUUUAGAUAAAGAUUUCUCUCUCCAUAUUAUUUUACUCAUAGAAGCCGGCCGGUAUGAGAAAUUUAAGAGCUUUUAAAACUUUCCAGUACGGUUAUAUAUACUUAGCGUAGUCCUGAACAAAAAACAAACCAUGUACAACACGAUCAUGUCAGAUUUAUGUUCACUUUUUUUCUUAAACAGGAGCUUUUUCUUUUUCGUCCUUCGUCUUUCUUUUUUAUUUUCUCACCUUCCAGAUAUUAACGAGUGUACGACCAACGUCCACAACUGUGAUGCCAGUGCGUUCUGUAACAACACUGAGGGAUCCUUUAACUGCACAUGCAGUCCUGGAUACAAUAUAAUAAAUGGAACAACCUGCACUGGUAAAUCACCAUGCUCAGUUCAGUAUAUUUAAUAUGAUGAUAUGGGGUCCGAGAUAGAAAUAACCCAUGUUAACUAUAUUAUUAUUAUUAUUUUCUUUUUUCUUAUGUAAUUUAAUAACGCCUUUAGUUAAAGUCUUGUCCUGCCUAGAUUAGCCUUGUAGCUAUUUGCAGGACAUGAAGUAUUGUAAACUUUAUAUUUCUUUAAAUAAAUACAUUGUUGUUGUUAUCUUACACCCAGAAACUGGCAUUUCAACUUCGAUUUAGAAGCGGUACAAAAUUCACUCUCCAAAACGUGUCAGAAGCAAAAGAUUAACAAUUAACAGAAGCCACGCAACAAAGUACAGUAGGAAAAUAUAUCAAAUCAAAAGCAAAAUCAUAUUUAAAAAAUUUUGCUUGCAACUGGCAAUUAAUUUUCAUUCCAAAUAGGCCAUUUGCGAGUUGCCCCCCAAACCUCUGUUCCAAAGCGAGGCAAAUGUUUUUUUUUUAUUUUUUGCUGAUAAAACUCUUUGCACCUAGCCUAGAUUUUAAAGGAAGAGUUUUUGGAACUCGGAAACGGUCUUAGACUAUUGUUCUCAUUGCUGAGUGAUCGAAGCCGCAAAAUUCCACGACAAAUAAACAAUAUAAUUCGCACAGCAAUAAAUAAAAGAUAUAAAUAAUACUUGAAAACAGUCCAAAUCCAGACUUCGUCUCUGAUGUUCAGCGUUCAGCGAGUUCCUUUAGUCCUCUGUAAAAGUAAAAGCUUUUUUUUUCUCUCCUGACAGAUAUUAAUGAAUGUACAAUCAACAUCCAUGACUGUGAUGCCAAUGCUUUCUGUAAUAACACUGAGGGAUCUUAUAACUGCACAUGCAGCACUGGAUAUACUGGAAAUGGAACAUCGUGCACCGGUAAAUCGGCAUGUUUUUUACCUUUAUACCAUAAUAUGAGGUCAGAGACAGAAACAACCCAAUUGAAUUUUAAAAGUGCUAAUCUGUCUCCAUAUAACGUUAUGUAAUAAGGUGAAAUUUUCGCUCGCUGUGAUUGGUUCUUAGCUAUGAUCUAUUAGAGGACAGAUGAUUAGAUUGCGUCUCAUCCUCGGAGACCCAGGGGCAGUUAGUCGUUAUCGACCCGACUAACUGUCCCUGGGUCUCCGAGGAUGAUUGCGUCUUCACUGGCAACUAUUUUUGUCCUCUUUUUUUUAAAUGGUGGAAAGUUUUGAAAAUUUGGAGAUUAUUUUACCUGACUGGGUAAAUGAAAAUAUAGAACAAAGUCUUGCUGGGGCAGUAGAUGAGCACGAAAAGAAAGAAGAAGAAGAAGAGGAAGAAGAAGAAAAAGCGUUUUGCGGAAGAAACCGACCUAGACAAGCUUAGAAAAGUUACUUGACGCGUCAUAGUCAAUCACUACUAUUAAGCGAAACACAAAAUGGGUGGUGAAACUAUUUCAAGGUAAGACACCAUAACUUGGUUUCCAAAAUAACAAACACGCUAAGUAAAACUAACAUGACAAUCGUUUAUUUGAGAAAGUUCAAAUUUUCUCAAUCAAAACAUUGUUUACAUGGAUUGAUGUCACGAAAGAAAGGUAACAACACUACUUCUGAAAAUGGAAACAGCGAAGCUUGAUGAAAACUUGGCUAGGUUUUAUGUUGAAACCAGAACAAAAAAAGGGAUGAGUACAGCCUGUUCAGCCCUCUUUGGAGUUCGAAACUCAAUUGAACGUCACUGACUUAAACAACAAUGGCUGCACCGUAAAAAUAACAAAGAACAACGCUUUUCAAAAGAGUAACAAAAAUUUAGACACCAAACUCAGAAUCAACCGUCACACGGGCAAAAAAAAUUUUAUUCGUGCCUUCUGACAUGGAAAAAAUGUUGAAUCUAGCCGGACUGCUAAGAAGAAUCCGGGUUUUACGUUUACCUAUACUGGUGCAGGCGUCGGGAACAGAGGGCCAGAGAGACCUUCGCCGCGACAGUUUAGCGCAAGCGUUCAAGAAACAUCCUUAUGGUCGCGAGUACGCUGUUAUGACGCAUGAAGAAGCCACCAAAAACCAUCCCUGUGGGGCCAAAAGGUCCUUCAAAAUUAUCAUUUAGGCUACAUUUACGUAUUUUUAUUCUAGACCAGUUAGUUUUACUGAAGUUUUCAGUGUUUGACGCAAAAUCUCAAAUUAUGACCUCACAACGGCCUGACGUCGCCAAAUACGUAAAAUUAAAUGAAUUUCUUAAUUUCAAUAUCAAACUUGUAUCAUCUCAAAGCGAAUUAGAAAGGGGAGUAAAAUGUUGAAAACCGUUUCUCGCUACGUCAAAAAACUCGAGUUACGGAACUUUGAGUGCACCCCCGCGGAAUCAUACUUUUUCUUUAAAAAAAGAUCCUUUUGAUUUAUUUUUUACCUCUUUUGCAAAAUAAGCUGAUUUUUUGUUAUCAUAAACCUUUUAAAAUUGCCCAAUAUCAUUUUAGAUUUUCGUUUUUUGACUUAAAAAACACUAAUCUAAGCAAAACAAAAACUGAUCAAGUGACAUGUUAUGGCGUCACAAAACUGCUUUCUUGGUUUUUGUACAGUUAGGAAUUUCCUUUUUAGCAAUGGUCACAAGACAAUAAAACGCUUAAAUUUACGGAUGUACGAGACUUAUUUGUUUAUUUCAUUUGGGACUACCGAGUCUUCCUUUUCCUAACAGCCCUCGUUCCCAGGGUCCUCUCCCUUCCUCCUUUCUUUUUUAUCUCGUCCGCCAUUUCGAUGUUUUUCCAUGUAAUGAGGAGAGUAAAAACUCAAUAGAAGGCUAGUUCAACUUGAAAUGUUUUCGUACUUUCACUGUACUUGACUGGAAAAGAGACGUGAGUAAAGAAUUGUUUCAGUUUAUUUUUGGAAACGAGUUAUCGAUGCCGGUUAUCAAGUAUUGGUGUUUCAGCUGUGUUUCAAUUUUAGCCAUUUUUCAAUAGCAGAAAAAAACGGACUGGCAAAGCGGUUGCUCCUUUAAAUUGGCACCAAAGAAACACGCGGCAGAGACGUGCGCAUGCUUUCCUGUUUAAUUUAUUUUUUUGCGCCAUUUUCCAUAUGUUAAAUUUCGCAUAGCUAUGUCAUUCCGCAAGCCCGGCCACAUGCCAUUCCGCAAACUCAUUCCGCCUUUAACCCUCACCGCAGAAAAAAAAACCUUCGAGGGUGAGUGCUGGUGGUAACCGCAGUAAAUACACAAGAAACUGACAUUUUCAAUUUUAAACCGGCACAAAGAUUAAGUCGAUUUUUUAUUUUUUGCACUAUUACAAGAGAUUUCUACAUAGAAUACAAUACAUUACAAAAGCAAGGAGAAAAAAAAAUAGAAAAACUUGUAAAUUACAUGAAAGGCGAAAUGUGCGCAGUGACCAAAGUAGCUUACUAAGCUUUCGAGGUUGUCACUUCCACGCGCCAUGAAAUGCCGUAUACAUUUACAUCAACUACAAGUAACGUACAACGGAGAAAGAAAAAUUAAAAGUCCAAAUAGUUCUGCUUACGAUUCUAAUAUAAACAGUAGAAAGGCUUACUGGUAUUGUGGGUGGAGAUAGCUAUUCUAAUUAAUACGCAGGGAAUGGUUUUCCAGAUUUUAGAUCGAACAAAAGCAAAUAGAUAGAUACACAUUUUUGUGCUCUGUGAAUGUAGAAUUGAGGCUGUAGAUACAAGUAGCUUAUUACCAUGCAAUGUUUUAUCACGCAGACAUGGAUGAAUGUUUAAAUGCAAGUCAUAAUUGCGAUGAGAGAGGAAACUGUACAAAUACUAUUGGGUCAUAUUUGUGCUCGUGCGAACAAGGCUAUGAAGGAGAUGGAAGGACUUGCAUU
Messenger RNA from Porites evermanni, 10513 nucleotides. The record is from the annotation of a GenBank genome assembly. Lineage: Eukaryota; Metazoa; Cnidaria; Anthozoa; Scleractinia; Poritidae.